AUAUCCCAAAAUAUGAUAUUAGAAAAAAAGGCCAGGCUAUUAUCAUAAAUAACCACACAUUCCACAAUACAAAGCACAAUAGAUAUGGCACAGAAAUUGACGGCAAGAAGUUGGAGCAAUUAUUUCAAAGAAAGGGAUUCAAAGUACAUGUGUUCAAUGACCUGACUGGCCAUCAAAUGUAUGGUGCAAUUCGAGACAUAAGUAGUCAAGACCACAGCAAAGCAGAUUGUAUCAUAGUGUGUAUUCUAUCACAUGGUGAAGAAGGCGUAGUGUGUGGGGUUGAUGGGAACCGUGUCAUUGUAAAGGAUCUCACCAGUCAUUUCAAUGCAAUUGCAUGUCCAAGUCUAAUGGGAAAACCUAAAUUAUUUUUCAUUCAGGCAUGUCAGGGGUCAUACAAAAUGGCAGCAGUUGCUGAUGCUCAAUAUGAUGCAGUGACUGAUGCUAAAUCUAGCAUUACAGCCAAUGAGGCUGAUUUUUGUAUCGGGUAUUCCACUACACCGGGGCAUGUGUCAUGGAGAACUAAAACUGAGGGGUCUUGGUAUAUCAGUAUCUUAGUUGAAAAUAUUGAAAAAUAUUCAGAAAGAGAAGAUCUUCAGUCGAUUUUAUCUCGUGUCAAUAACCAGGUUCAAAAGAAGUUAUUCCAACCAGGUAGAAGAGAUGGUUCAUUUGUUCCUGGAUUUGUUACUCAGUGUACCGCAUUCCACAGUACAUUGG
Saccoglossus kowalevskii is the source of this 714-nucleotide messenger RNA. RefSeq lists its product as uncharacterized. Gene Ontology annotation, molecular function: cysteine-type endopeptidase activity. The record is from RefSeq and is a predicted model, not a curated record. Gene Ontology annotation, biological process: proteolysis. NCBI's taxonomy places the organism in Eukaryota, Metazoa, Hemichordata, Enteropneusta, Harrimaniidae.